AUGUACAGUGUCACACUGGGUGGAAUGUCACAGGGACUCGCCUUCCCAGGUUCUAUCACAAAUAAUUUCAAUUAUUGCCACAAGAGAUAUGAAGACUGUCCUAAUGGGCUGCUAGGAGACGUGUCCCUGAAAUGUGAUUACAGCCUGAACUCAGUUCCAAAACGUCUAUGCCUCGUGUGUGGGGACACUGCUUCUGGAUACCAUUAUGGAGUGGCCUCCUGUGAAGCAUGUAAAGCUUUCUUCAAACGUACUAUCCAAGGUAACAUUGACUACAGCUGCCCUGCCAGAAAUGAGUGUGAAAUAACUAAACGCAGACGGAAAUCCUGUCAAUCAUGUAGAUUUAUGAAGUGUCUGAAAGUGGGUAUGAUGAAGGAAGGUGUACGGCUCGACCGUGUGAGAGGGGGGCGACAGAAGUACAGACGUUGCUUUGAGGAGUCGACUGUUGGAUAUCUCAACUCUCAAUGUUGUCAGUCAAACAAAAAAUCAGGGAAUAAAAUUGUUUCCCAUUUGCUAUUGGUGGAACCAGACAAGAUCUUCGCUAUGGCUGACCCAACUGCUCCUGAGAAUGAUGUCAAAGUCCUCACAACACUCUGUGACCUUGUGGACAGAGAACUGGUUGUCAUCAUUAAUUGGGCUAAACAUGUCCCAGGUUUCUCCGCCCUUUCGUUGGGGGAUCAGAUGGGUCUCCUGCAGAGUGCCUGGAUGGAGGUCCUGAUCCUGGGGCUUGUGUUCCGCUCACUGCCCUAUGAAGAAGGAUUGGUUUAUGCUGAUAAUUUAGUCCUUGAGCGGGAACAGUGUCGAGUGGUUGGAUUACUUGACCUAUAUUGCACAAUCCUCCAACUGAUCACAAAAUACCGUAAGCUUCAGCUUGACAAGGAAGAGCUUGUGACACUGAAAGCCAUGGCUCUGGCUAACUCAGACUCAAUGAGUAUUGAGAACGUUGAGGCCAUUCAGAACCUGCAGGAUCUCCUCCAUGAAGCUCUGCAGGACUACGAGACAAACCAGCACUUGGCAGAUCCUCACCGCAGUGGCAAAUUACUGAUGACUUUACCCCUUCUCCGGCAAACUGCAAACAAAGCCAUCCAGAGCUUCCGGAGAGUGGUGACCGAGGGUAAGGUGCCAAUGCACAAACUAUUCCUUGAGAUGCUGGAAGCUAAAGCCUAAAAGCUGGAGUUCAGAGUCUGCCUCAACAUCUGCCCCUCAAAGACUGACCAGCUGUGAACUGCAACUGAAGGAAUUAGUGGAACUGGAUUGCCA
Hemiscyllium ocellatum (epaulette shark) is the source of this 1257-nucleotide messenger RNA. Its product is annotated as estrogen-related receptor gamma-like. The record is from RefSeq and is a predicted model, not a curated record. The coding region runs from base 1 to 1164 and encodes 387 amino acids. Gene Ontology annotation, biological process: regulation of DNA-templated transcription. Gene Ontology annotation, cellular component: nucleus. The transcript is spliced from 6 exons. Gene Ontology annotation, molecular function: sequence-specific DNA binding; steroid binding; zinc ion binding. NCBI's taxonomy places the organism in Eukaryota, Metazoa, Chordata, Chondrichthyes, Orectolobiformes, Hemiscylliidae.